Molecule: messenger RNA, 3349 nt
Organism: Emys orbicularis (European pond turtle)
Lineage: Eukaryota; Metazoa; Chordata; Testudines; Emydidae
Gene: NLRC3
Product: NLR family CARD domain containing 3
Exons: 18
Coding region: 68-3349 (1093 amino acids)
Biological process (GO): negative regulation of canonical NF-kappaB signal transduction; regulation of apoptotic process; intracellular signal transduction
Cellular component (GO): cytosol
Molecular function (GO): protein binding
Source: RefSeq, a predicted model, not a curated record
GGGGUCUGUCUGCCAGUCGUCACGCUGCAGUCGGAAAGAAGGCUUCUAAUGCCACUGGGACCCCCUGAUGGAAGGGGUUUGGAUCAACCGCUACCAGAAGCAGCUGGUGAGGUCCAUCUCGUCGCAGUUCCUGGAAGAGAUCAUCUGCUACAUGAGGAAGCUGGAUCUCCUCAGUGCUGAGGAGGCAGGCCAGGUUCAGGAGGUGAGCUCCCUGUCGGAGCAGGUGAAGGCAGUCAUGGAUCUUCUGGCUGGAAAGGGCAGCUAUGCCUCUCAGUCCCUGCAGACUUACAUAGAGACAACCAACUCCCAGCUCUAUCUCCACAUCACCGUCUAUGACCCUAUGGUGCAAAAGCAUUUGGAAAGUCUCCAGAACCGCUAUGGAACUGGUGUGGAACUUGGGCAGCUGGAGAGGCUCACUAAUCUUCUGCUGGUGGAAGGCUUGACAGAUAUUCAGCAGAAAGAGCAUGAUGUCAUGCAGAUUGAGGCCACCAAAGGCAUGAGAAAUGUUGCCAAGAAAAUCCCCCUGGAGAAGCUCUUCCUACCUCUGUCUAAAGUCAGCAUUCCUCCUCGUAUCUCUGUGACCGUGGGCGUGGCUGGGAUCGGCAAAAGCACUUUGGUGAAACUGUUUGUUUGCAUGUGGGCCAAAGGGGAGGUCAAUAAGGACAUCAUAUUCGUGCUGCCUCUCACCUUCCGGGAACUGAACACUUAUGAGAAACUCUCUGCUGAGAGGCUCAUCCGGUCGGCAUUCCCUCAUAUCACUGAACCCAGCUUUAUCUCCAAUGGCACUGCCCGGAUUUUACUGAUUCUGGAUGGCUUGGAUGAGUUUAAGACUCCUUUAGAUUUUUCCAACACAGUCGUUUGCACGGACCCCAAAAAGGAAAUUCAAGUGGAUAGUCUGAUCACCAAUAUUAUCCGUGGCAACCUGUUCCAGGAAGCUUCCAUUUGGGUCACUUCACGGCCCACAGCAGCCAGCCAAAUCCCAGGUGGCCUAGUUGACCGGAUGACAGAAAUACGAGGUUUUGGAGCUGUGGAGAUCAAGGACUUCUUGGAUCAGAUGUUCCUUGAGAACAAAGACUUAUCCAGUCAAGUCUUGGGUCAGAUCAAGGCUAACAGAUCUUUGUACACAAUGUGUACGGUUCCUGCCUUUUGCUGGAUAUCUGGCUCCUCAAUGGGCUAUUUCCUAAAGAACAGCACUGAUCAAUCCCAAGAAAUGACAACUGUUCCUAAGACUUUAUCAGAAAUCUACUCCUAUUACUUUAAAAUGGCACUGAGUAGUGACUGGCAGGAAAAACAGAAGGAGACUCCCAGGAUAGAACAAGCUAUAAACAACAGCAAAAAAAUUAUUGGUAACCUGGGUCGGCUGGCAUUUUAUGGUCUGCUCAAGAAGAAGUACGUAUUUUACGAACAAGACAUGAAAGCCUAUGGCAUAGACCUCUCAUCACUACAAGGCAGCUUGUGCAGUAGGAUGUUACUCAAGGAAGAGAUGCAGUUUUCCACUGUCUACUAUUUCUCCCAUUUAACCCUUCAGGAGUUUUUGGCAGCCACUUAUUACUAUGCUUCAGCAAAGCGAGCAAUAUUUGAUCUCUUCACUGAGAGCGGGAUGUCCUGGCCUAAGUUUGGUUUCCUCAAUCACUUUAAGAACGCUGUCCAGAGAUCACUGCAGUCAGAGGACGGGCAGCUGGAUAUCUUUGUGCGCUUUCUCUCUGGACUUCUUUCCCCGCAGGUGAACAAAUUGCUGUCCGGUUGGCUCUUGAUAAAGGAUGAGCAUAACAGCUUCCGAAGCCACGUGAUCAGCUUUCUCCAGAGCUGCCUGAACACUGACUAUGUCAUCUCCUCCAGGACUGUGAACGUCAUGCAGUGCUUGUAUGAAGUGCAGCACAUGGAGCUGGCCAAGACUGUGGAGGAAGCUAUGAAAAACGAGAGCUUAGCUGGGAUGUUAACGCCAGUGAAUUGCUCUGCCCUGGCUUAUCUCCUGCAGGUCUCUGAGGUGUGCAUGGAGGAGACAAACCUCUCCAACUGCCUCACCUACAAUAUCUGCAAAAGUCUGCUUUCCCAGCUCCUCUUCUGCAGUAAUCUCCGGCUGGACAAUAACAAGUUUAAGGACAAUGUGAUGGAGCUGUUGGGCAGCGUGCUGAGCGGGAAGGAUUGUCAGAUUCAAAAGAUGAGCUUGGCAGAAAACCAGAUCAGUAACAAAGGGGCCAAAGCCCUCGCCAGAUCCCUGAUGGUCAACAGGAGCCUGACAGUACUUGACCUUCGCAGUAAUGCCAUCGGACCCACAGGGGCAAAAGCAUUGGCUGAUGCACUGAAAAUAAAUCAAGUCCUACUCUCCCUGAACCUCCAGAAUAACAUGAUCAAGGAAGAUGGUGCUAAAUUCCUGGCUGAGGCCCUUUUAACCAACCACAAGCUGACAACUUUGCACCUUCAGAAGAACUCCAUUGGACCCCAAGGUGCAAAGAAAAUAGCAGAAGCACUGAAGCAGAACAGGAAUCUCAGGGAACUGAUCCUCUCCAGUAACUGUGUGGGGGACACUGGCUCUGUAGCCUUGGCCGAAGCUCUGAGAGUGAAUCACAGUCUCACAACCCUGGACCUCCAGAGCAAUUCGAUCAGUAACACGGGGGUCACGGCGCUGAUAGGAGCGCUGCGCUCCAACCGGGGCCUCAUCAGCCUCAACCUUCGGGAGAAUUCCAUCGGCCAAGAGGGGGCGCCGGAGAUAGCCAACGCUCUGCGCGCUAACUGCACGCUGAGGAACCUAGACCUAGCGGCGAAUCUGUUGUAUGAUGAAGGCGUCAAGGCCAUUGCACUGGCGAUGAGAGAGAACCAGGCGCUCAUGUCCCUGCACCUGCAGUGGAACUUCAUCCAGUCGAAGGCGGCCAAGGCGCUGGCCCAAGCACUACACUCCAACACAAGCCUGACCAGCCUCGAUUUGCAGGAGAACGCUAUUGGCGAUGAAGGCAUGAUCGCCCUCGCUGCUGCUCUGAAGGUGAACACCACUCUCACCACCCUCUGCCUCCAGGUGGCUUCGAUCGGGGUGAGCGGGGCCAAAGCCCUGGCAGAGGCCCUAGUUGUUAACAGAACCCUCACAACUCUGGACUUAAGAGGAAACUCCAUCGGUGUGGCUGGAGCCAAAGCUAUGGCCAACGCGCUGAAGGUUAACCGCAGUCUCCGCGUUCUGAACCUCCAGGAGAACUCCUUAGGCAUGGAUGGAGCUAUCUGCAUUGCCACAGCUCUGACCGGAAACCAUGGCCUCACCUACGUCAAUCUGCAGGGGAAUCGCAUCGGCCAGUCCGGCGCCAAGGUGAUCGCUGACGCCAUCAGAACAAACUCUCCGCGCUGCAUCGUCGAGAUGUGA